Messenger RNA from Nematolebias whitei (Rio pearlfish), 3657 nucleotides. It is a transcript of the gene mamdc4, whose product is annotated as MAM domain containing 4. NCBI's taxonomy places the organism in Eukaryota, Metazoa, Chordata, Actinopteri, Cyprinodontiformes, Rivulidae. Bases 1 to 3561 code for a protein of 1186 amino acids. Gene Ontology annotation, cellular component: membrane. The transcript has 29 exons. Gene Ontology annotation, molecular function: protein binding. The record is from RefSeq and is a predicted model, not a curated record.
AUGCUACAACUGAGGAGCUCAACUCUCCUGCUCUUGGCAGCAGUGACAUUAGCUUCUGGUUUUUGUGCUCCUCGCUGUGAGACUCCUGAGGGAAAAUGUGACUUUGUGUGCGACUGUGAUGACUGCAGAGAUGAGCACAACUGCGGCUACGGAGGAAAAACGUUUGAGUGUGACUUCGAGGAUGCAGGGAUUUGUGGAUGGACGCUCGAGUCUUCUGGAGAAAUGUACACGUGGGAGAGACUUCAGAGCGGGGACGGGCUGCCCGACAGCGGACCUUCUUCUGAUUACACCACCGGCACAGCUACAGGAUGGUUCGUGGGAGUGAGCGCAGUGAGUUCAGGACGUCCUCAGCGUUCGGUUUUAUCCUCUCCCGAGAUGAAACGAUCCUCGCCGACGUGCCGGCUGCGCCUCAGAUACUUCCUCUGGGAUUCAGGUCACACGGGCCUCGGUUCUGCACCGCUCUGGGCGUCCAUCUCCCACCACAACUCCCAGGAGGCCGUGGUGUGGCGCCCCGAGGCCUCCAGCUCCCGGAGCUGGAGGGAAGCCACCAUCUUUGUGGGCUCCGUUCCCUCGAACUUCAGGCUCCGUCUUCACUCGCAGCGCUCAGAGGGGCGAAGAGGAGACGUAGCCGUCGAUCAGCUGGAGUUCCUGGACUGCGCUCUGCCCUUGCCCCUCCCUGGGAGCGAGUGUCCAGCAGGGAUGGAGGAGUGUCGCCACGGCGGCUGCGUGGACCAGCGUCAGCUCUGCGACGGCAGCGAUGACUGCGGCGAUCGGAGCGACGAGGAGAGCUGCGAUGGGUACCGUUUUUGUGACUUUGAGGAGGACCAGUGCGACUGGGACCUGAGGUCCAUUUCAAAACUCAAGUGGAGAAGAACGAAUCAGGAGAACAUCUCCAGAUCUGAUCCUUUGAAAGGUCCGGGCAGAGAUCACUCCAACAACACGGCGUCAGGUCACUUCCUGUACGUCACUGUCCCUGACGCUGGGCUCUCCAUGGACUGGGCUGCUUUCCAGAGUCCACCUCUGGAACCCACCAACCACACACAUCCAUGCAAGAUGGUGAUGUACACUCACCAGUUUGGGCCGAGGUCCGGGGGUUUGACGGUGCUGGUGUCGGACCGUCAGAUGUACCCGGUGUGGAAAAGAGGCGGAGCUUUGGGGGAUCUCUGGGUGAAGGCGGAGGUGGAGAUCAAAGCAGACUUACCUUUCCAGAUCGUGAUCAUGGCAGCAAUCAGGGACUUUGCAUACGGCGGUAUCGCUGUUGACAGCAUCGUGUUGUCGCCUGGGUGCCGCUUGUCACCCGUAAAUCACUCCCUGGAUGCCUUCCCCAAACCUCCAAAGCACCCAUGCACGGAUGAUCCAAAUAAAAUGUGUGACUUUCAUGCUGACUGUGUGGAGGAAGAGGACGAGGCCAAAUGUGGGGAUUUCUCGUACCCUGAAGGCAGCUCAGGAUGGACAGACUCCAGUAUUGGCAGUCAAGGUUGGGUGCUACAUAAAAAUGCCACAGUCAAAGAGGAGUAUCUAUAUGUAGCUGAGGCUCCAGGCCAGCAGCUGACAGAGGCUCAGACCCGGACCCCCCUCCUGGGCCCCACCGGUCCAGCCUGUAACCUAAACUUUGAUUUUACACUCGCUGGGAGUUCAGAUCAUAUCGGUGAGCUGUCAGUCAGAGUGAUUGACAGCUUGCUGGGAAUAGAACCAAAACUGUGGGAGUUCAGUGGAAAAACGGGAAACGAGGAGGAACGGUGGCGGCACGCUGACGUCCUUAUUGGAGUCAGGAAACAUCGCUUCCAGCUGGCAUUUGAAGCUCGCGCUGUGAAAAUUCAGCCCAAUGCAACAAUCAAAGUGAGGAACGUUCACUUCGUUAGCUGCCAUGCUAAUUAUUAUCCAUCUGUGCCAACAGGGCUGUCGUGUAAUUUUGAAGAUGGAUUGUGUGGAUGGUACCAAGACACCAGUGACAGCUUUGACUGGUCUGUGCUCAGUGGAGUGGACCACACCAUAGGAACUGGCAGAAGCCUAGUUGUGGACAUGUGGAGCCCUUCUCUACGUGGAGCUUUUGGACGUUUGAUAUCAUUUCCACAACGACCAGCUCCUACAGAUUACUGCCUGUCCUUCUUCUAUAAACUCUACGGACCGAACAUGGGUGCUUUAAAUGUGAAGCUGACAGAUACGAAUGGUUAUGAGGUCCUUCUAUGGACUCGCAGCGGAGCUCAUAGCAACACGUGGCACGAAGCUCAGUGCCCAGUACCACACCAGCUCGUAACCUUUCAGCUGGUGUUUGAAGUGGUCCGCUCUGGUUUUGACGGGCGGGUGGCCAUUGAUGACGUGAUGUUUCUGGAACGUCCGUGUACCAUACCAAGAAUGUGCUCCUUUGAAGGCCAACGGUGUGGUUACAGCAGCUCUGGUAAAGUUCACUGGCUCCAUCGCAAUGGAUACACCGCCACGACGACUGGACCCAAAACCGACCACACUCUGGAGACCAAGCUGGGUUACUACAUGAUGGUUGACACCGACAAAGCCAUACUUCCCGCCGGCGCCACCUCUGUCCUCACCUCCCUCGUUCAACCGGGAAGCACCAGAACGGAGUGCGUGUAUUUCUGGUACCAUAUGGGAGGAGGAAACCCUGGUUACCUUACGGUGUACGUGAAGCCAGAGAAAGGAGAGAGGGUGAAGAUCUUCUCUGAGAAUCUGAAUCAAGGAGACAUCUGGCACCUUGGCAACGGCAACAUCACGAGUGGCCUUGCUAGCUGGCAGUUGGAGUUUGAGGUGGUCGGAGCCGGAGGUGCACGCACUCACAUCGCGGUCGACGACGUCUAUUUCUCAGCUCACCCGUGUGAAGAUCAAGGCUCCAAGUGCAACCUGGAGAACGGAAUGUGCAGCUGGAGCAACACUCAGAACAACCAGUUGGACAAACUGGACUGGGAGCUGACGAGUCACGAGGCAGACCAGCACUACUCCACCCCCACCGAAGACCACACCCUGGGCACAGAGAAAGGUCAUUUCCUCUUCCUGUCGAGCAGCAACAGGACAGCAGCCAAUCAGAACGCGUGGCUGCUGAGCCCUCACCUGCCCCCGGCUAAGGUCACCUGUGUCAGGUUCUGGGCCUACAAAUCCCACUCCUCGGACUGCGAGCUGAGGGUCUGGAGAGUUCAUAAGAACCUUCUCCAUCAGCUGCUGAAGCUGGAUGAACUGGGAGGACGGUGGAGGCGCUUCGACGCGAACGUCACGUCGUCCGAGGAGUACCAGAUCGUGUUCGAAGGGAUCAAAGGAACUUCGGGCGUUGUUGCUCUGGACGACAUCGAGUACUUUAUUGGGAGACACUGCAGCGAAACGGACACAGCCUCGAACAAGCGGUACAACGCGGGAGGAGCCGCGGCAGCUGUGAUCGUGGUCCUGCUGCUGAUCGGCCUGCUGAUCGGCCUGCUCGUGCUCUACCUGAGAACCCCACAAAGAGCCGAAGCUACAAACGACUCCUCGUCUUCCUCGGCUGUCGGCGGCUUCAGUAACCAGGCGUAUGAAUCGGAGCACACUGUUCCUGACGAGGUCCGAGAGCAGGAGGUGGCCUGAAAUCUGAGCCGACCUCCGACCUGACGGUGGUUUUGUGAAAAUCGGGGCGACAUCGCAGCAGGACUGCUCGUCACCAUGACAACACACACGCUGCGA